CUUGCCCAUCGAUCGAUGUCUCCCCCAAGUUCGGCAACUCCUCCCUGGCUCUCCACCAAUACCAAGGGCAACCGAGACUUUACCAUCUCACGAUGCGUCUGUGUUUCAAUGGACCAAAAGCACAAUAUGGUCGGUCUCGCCUGACGCCCCAAUGCGGUGUUCUGCGCUCCUUCUUCGCGCGUAGUGACUGCACCAUCCGGCAUUCCUCCAACGCAGUCCGGGAACCGCCAAGGUCAUCCUAUCGAACCCGAUCACCACUUCCCUCUGCCCUGAGACUUGACCUGGGACACAUACAAGACGGCAGGUACCGUACUUGGUCCUACCUUAUUGACUAGGGAUAACCGACAGAUAUGGCACAUAUAAGAAUGUCCUGUGCCCCGGGAACCGUACUCAAGGAAUCUUCUGCCAGUCAAUCUCCCCAUUCCGCCCCAAAGACGACAUCAACCGACUAUCAAGAAGAAAGUACGAGUCGCCUCUAACAGCUCAAGCACGACUACUUCCAGCAUCCAAGCCACUCCAAAUCCAGCCGCCAACAUGCCCGGUGUCACAGCCCCGUCCGGUACUAGCAAGUAUGACCAGAUCCCCGGUCCCCUCGGUAUCCAGUCUGCCCAUCUUGGUGGCAAGGUGGCGCUUGUAACCGGUGCCGGCCGCGGUAUCGGGAGGGAAAUGGCGCUCGAGCUUGGACGUCGUGGAGCCAAGGUGGUAGUCAACUACGCCAACAGCGACAUCUCGGCCAACGAGGUCGUGCAGGCCAUCAAGAAGAUCGGCUCCGACGCGGUCGCCAUCAAGGCCAACGUCAGCGAUGUCAGUCAGAUUGAGAGGCUCUUCCGCGAGGCCAAGCAGAGGUUCGGCAAGCUCGACAUUGUGUGCUCCAAUUCGGGUGUCGUCUCGUUCGGUCACAUCAAGGACGUCACCCCGGAGGAGUACGACCGCGUCUUCAACAUCAACACCCGUGGCCAGUUCUUUGUUGCGCGCGAGGCCUACAAAAACCUUGAGGUUGGCGGCCGCUUGAUCCUCAUGGGAUCCAUCACGGGCCAGGCCAAGGCCGUUCCCAAGCACACAGUUUACUCUGCUAGCAAGGGAGCCAUUGAGACUUUUGUCCGCUGCAUGGCUAUCGACUUUGGAGACAAGAAGAUUACCGUCAACGCCGUCGCUCCGGGCGGUAUCAAGACGGACAUGUACCACGCCGUGUGCAGGGAGUACAUCCCCGGCGGCGACAAGCUCGACAACCAGGGUGUGGACGAGUAUGCCGCUGGGUGGUCGCCUCUUCACCGCGUGGGUCUCCCCAUCGACAUUGCUCGUGUUGCCUGCUUCCUAGCUUCCCAGGAUGGCGAGUGGAUCAAUGGUAAGGUUAUCGGCGUUGAUGGCGGCGCCUGCAUGUAAGGGAGUGAGUCAGACACUGUAGUACAACCACGUCUGGAUGUAUCAGUAACUAGGAGAUAUGAGGAUAGAUGGGAGGUGGAAGCACGGUAGAUGAUCAAGGGUGCCAAGAGAGUGUAGCAUACAUGGUUAGCAAAUUCAUACUCGAAUCAACAUAUAAAUAGACUGAGCUUCGUGCUGCUGUUACCAAGGCGCUGCUCAUCAUGUCUUG
Molecule: messenger RNA, 1591 nt
Organism: Neurospora crassa OR74A
Lineage: Eukaryota; Fungi; Ascomycota; Sordariomycetes; Sordariales; Sordariaceae
Gene: tnr-1
Product: tetrahydroxynaphthalene reductase, variant
Exons: 4
Coding region: 535-1383 (282 amino acids)
Molecular function (GO): oxidoreductase activity
Source: RefSeq, a predicted model, not a curated record